AUGACCAAACGACCGGGUCAUGCCCAUUCCACCUCCGAACCAAUCUUAAUGCAGACCUUCGACGCCGCCAACGUUGACAAGGAAUACCAGUUCUACGAUGAAGAGGCUGCCAGAGUCAGCCAGAAAAUUGAUGAGGAGCUCAAGAGAGACUGGGUGCGGCGCAAGGAUGCUCAGAGAAGACAAGUGAAGGUCAUGCUUCUUGGCCAGGCAGAAUCCGGAAAAUCAACACUCCAGAAGCAAUUCCAGUUGUACUAUGCCCAACAUGCCCUCGAUCAUGAACGUCCCCUAUGGCGUCCGGUUGUGUAUUUCAAUAUACUCAAGGCUGUUCGAAUGAUUCUAGACGAACUAGACCACGAACUCAACAACCUUUCGAUUGAUGAUUCGUUGGAGGGCCAGGCUGUCGCACAUUCCCUAGCCCCCUUGGGUGAUCUGAGCGAGGAAUUCUCCGGGCUGCGUACUAAGUUGGUGCCUCUGGUUGCAAUGGAGGACUCGCUGGCAUCGGAACUCAGCGGCGGAGUCGCUGUGACCGGCGGCCGAACUGGUGUAUAUGUCCGUGCAGGAUGGCAGGCUCUUGUCACCCCUUUAUCGCCCAACCGGAGUCGUGCGCUUCCUGGUACUGGCGGACUUUCUCCCGCUGUUGCUCAGGUGACCAGCCUGGCUUCGAGGACGCUCAUUUCUGUUCAAAAUGAGGUAGAUGAGCUCUGGAAGCACCCGGCCGUUCGGAUACUCCUCAACAACAGGCGAAUCAGGCUUGAUGAGUCUGCACCAUUCUUCCUGGACAGCAUCAAACGUGUCGCGCAGCCUGAUUACCUUCCGUCAACGGCCGAUCUUCUCAACGUUAGACUACAAACGCUCGGUGUGGCUGAGCAUUCUUUCGAUAUAGAAUUAUGCGGCUCUAGAUAUAACUGGUUGAUGUACGACGUCGGCGGAGCUCGUGGCCAGCGCCACGCGUGGGUACCAUACUUUGACGAUGCAACUGCAAUCAUUUUUUUAGCGCCAAUCAGUGCAUUUGAUCAAUAUCUUGAAGAAGAUCCGAGGACAAAUAGAGUGGACGACUCGUUGCAGCUAUUCACAGCUAUAUGCUCAAACAAACUCCUGAAGAACUCGCAUUUGGUUCUGAUGCUUAACAAGACUGAUCUGCUAAGGAAGAAGCUAGAAGCUGGGGUCAAAGUGCGGAAAUAUAUCACAUCAUACGGCGACCGCCCGAACACCUACGCCGAUGUGUCAGAAUAUUUCAGGGCACAUUUUAUUCAAGUUCACAGGCGCCACGAUAUCAGCCGUCGAGCGUUAUAUGUUCACUUCACCUCUAUGCUGGAUAUCCGGGCAACGCAGGACAUCAUAGUCAAUGUGGGAGAGGCUAUUAUCCGAUCGCAUAUCGCAAAGACUGGUCUCGCGUGAUUGCCUCCUAGUUGACAUUUUCUACCGAGGAUAUCGACAUAGCACUAUGUUUAUCUGAUUACUUUCCAACAUGACACUUCCCUACCGAUUAAUGAUACCUGAUGACCUCUUUUUUCUUGCUCACUAUCUUACAAACACCAUCUAUUGAUAUUCCAUCAUUGUCACAUCUCAUCUCUCAGCC
Messenger RNA from Suillus plorans, 1579 nucleotides. RefSeq names its product G-protein alpha subunit. Gene Ontology annotation, molecular function: G protein-coupled receptor binding; GTPase activity; guanyl nucleotide binding. Gene Ontology annotation, biological process: G protein-coupled receptor signaling pathway. The record is from RefSeq and is a predicted model, not a curated record. NCBI's taxonomy places the organism in Eukaryota, Fungi, Basidiomycota, Agaricomycetes, Boletales, Suillaceae. Gene Ontology annotation, cellular component: heterotrimeric G-protein complex. The coding region runs from base 1 to 1398 and encodes 465 amino acids. The transcript has 14 exons.